UUUCCCGAUCGCAUGAGUCGCUUGUUGUGUGCCAAGAAUACAGACAUGGGAAAUUACGCAUUGCUUUGCAACCUGAUUUUACUCGUUCACGUUUCCAUGCAAGCUGUAACGAUCAUCGACCCCCUGCCGCAAAACGUCUUCGCCAUUAGUGGUUCACAGGUUAAUAUCACUUGUAUCGUUGUCGGUGACAACGGACUGCCUCCUGUUAGGGUGAAGUUUCAAAGGAGAAAAUUACUUCCAAAUUACGAAGAAAAGUGGUUAGACAUUCCGGAAACGGAGACGGUAUUUCAAACUAACAAAACAGAAGGGAACAGAAUAACCGCGACGUUGUACUUUACUAACAUUACAAUCGAAGAUGAUACCUCUAAGGGGAGACACGCAUGCAUCGGAUAUUCUACCAAGGGCGGAAAAGGAGAAAGACACGGUUUCACCAUCCAUGUCACUGCAGUCGAGGACUUGCCCGUGGCUCGGCUUAUUCCGAACAUUACAGUAUCUUAUGGAGACAGUGCCAGGCUUUACUGUAAUCUGACCCACGAUAAUAACGAGCAAACCACACCUAUAAAAAAAGUGACGUACUUAAAAAAUGGCAAACACGUGAAAACUACAACUGAUGUCAAUCAGCCGUUAAUCUUGAAUUCUGUCGGUGCAAGAGAAGGUGGAGAAUAUCGAUGUAGAAUCACCGUUUACCUUAAAUCCUUAGAACCUUACGAUGUUACGUCGUCGGCAGCUUAUCUCCACGUUCGUGUACGUUUUCCUAUCAGUGAGGUAAAGUUAACAGCUGACAUUGGGGAUAGCGUGGCUAUGGUUUGCAGCGCUGAAGGUUAUCCUUUGAAUAUAGAAUGGAGGAGAAACUUCGAGGGAAAAAGUGCCAUUAUCAAACCCAAAGGCCGUUUCAUACUUCAGGGUGAAUGCAGUUUCUGUGAUUCGAUCCUCGUUAUUCAGAACGCCACCGCAGAGGAUUCUGGGAACUACUCAUGUAGUGCAAGUAACGGUCCUGGUCAGCAGUUUUUCCUUGUCAAGGUGGCCAACGGAACUUUAAUAAACGUGGCGCAUGCAACCUCAGUUCCAAAUCAUUUGAAAAUCAUCAUGCCAGCGUUCCUGUGGACUUGGUGGAAUUCAUUUUAGACAUGAGAAAAAAAAGGCACUAACGAAGAACAGCUCCCGGUGAAUUAGACCGAAAAAGAAAGCAAAGUAGUCGUGAUCAGUUUUGUAAAUUGCCUGUUGCGCAGCUAGAUGAUAGUGAUGAACCCGCUGAAGAUGAAAAGACGCAUCAUUUACAUAUUGAUAGUUAAGCCACCUACAUAAGAUUCCUUUUUGAAAAAUAACGUAAGCUGUGACAAUUUUAUUUAAAAUUAGGACGAUAUGUAGAUGUUUAAGUGAACACUGAGACGUUGUCUCAUGGCAUGGAAUGCCACAAAAGCUAGCGCUUUUUCUAGUAGGAAAUUGUUAACGUAGCGUAGAAUUGCAUGACAAGUUGAUCUCCGUAAAGCACGCUAUCCAUCAAGUUUUGUAGAAUCGAUUUUUUGCGGUUAGAAAAUUUACUUAUGAUUGCAGUGAAAACUUAGUUACAUCGACUGUAAAAUAAUAGUGGUAAAUAUUAUGAUGGCCGUAAAAUUAUGAAUCGCCUUUACCGUUGAGUCUUAUCAUCAUCAUUAUUAUUAUUAAUAUUAUUAUUAUUUGCGCGGUGAUAGAUUUAAAAAUACUUUUCUAAAGUGAUAGAGAAGUAAAUCAGUUUAUUUACUCGUGAAUGUAUCGUAUUUAUUGCAAGAUUUGACCUUUUUACAAAGCAUUUACACGUUUUAAAAAGGCAACAUAUUAGGGAUUAGAUUUCAAAGUUAGUAUCCUUUAGGAGCAGUAUUGAUACUGUUUGGCUAAAGCAGACACUCAGCCAAGAUUACUUAUCGUACUUAGAAAUAAUUAAGCAAUUUCUCCAAACAUGUUUUGAAAUUUUUAAUCAAAAUAGAUAGCAAAUGCGCAACAGAGCUUUACUGAAUACUAUUGCAACGAAGAAUUCAUUAGGUUGUAUGUUUAUUUGUUUG
This is a messenger RNA of Pocillopora verrucosa, 2039 nucleotides long. RefSeq names its product neural cell adhesion molecule 1-B-like. Gene Ontology annotation, cellular component: cell-cell junction; plasma membrane. Gene Ontology annotation, biological process: cell-cell adhesion. Gene Ontology annotation, molecular function: cell adhesion molecule binding. Lineage: Eukaryota; Metazoa; Cnidaria; Anthozoa; Scleractinia; Pocilloporidae. The record is from RefSeq and is a predicted model, not a curated record.